AUGCUCGAAUACCUGCAUGUGGAACAGCACUAUGGCAAUUUCUACAAGGGCCUGACAUUGGACCUCAUUUUCAGGAUGUUCAAUGUGGACAAGGCAAUUUUGGUCUCUUUAGAGCACACAGGAAUGCUCAACAACUUGAUGUUCACGUUCCUACAGAGCACCGCAUGCAUUAUCUUCUGGUACACUGACAUGGAGGCAGUUGUGAGCCAUGCAAAGUCGAACAUCUCAUCCACCAUCACGUCGAACAACACAGUCAACCCAGUUCCUUUGGGACUACCAGCCCUCACAGGAUCACCACUCCUCCAGUACGACCGAGCAGAUCGCUGCUUCGUCACCUCCACAAAGAGGGCUCCCAUAUACCCUCGAGGUGGCACCUGGUGUCGUGCUACCGGUCCAAACCCGCAGGUCAUCGCCCACCAAGAACUCGUUAGCUACUACCAGAGACACCCAUCCGCUCAUCCAGAAGAUGUAUUCACCAUCCUACAGAUCGACGUCGAACCUACACAAACAGCAGAAAGCGUGCAGUCACCCAUCAAUGAACAACCACUCGAACUCCCUGAAGUUCAGUACAUUCCCAUCGAAAUCCCAGACAUUGAACUACCACCAGCCCCACCCGCACCAACCAACGCACCGGUUGAAGUCCCUAUGGCAUUGUUCACCCAAGAAGACAUUGAUCAGCGCAUCACUGUUGCCCUCGCAGCAUACCAAUCCCAACAGUCAACUGCCAACCGACCCCUUCGUCUUGACAUCCCCGCUCCUGAACCUUUCAGCGGAAAGGCGGAGGACCUCAGACGCUUCAUCCAAUGCAUCCUCUCCUACUUCGUCGCCACCAACAACACCCGACUCAGCGAUGAAGCAAAGAUCGCCUUCACUGUAGUGCUGAUGAGGAAGGAUCUGGGGAAAACAUGGGUGGACGCGUAUUACAAAAAGUCGGCAGGGGGAGUCCAGGUCUAUUCCACUUGGGCAGACUUCGUUGCCGCUCUAGAAGAGGUGUUCCCUGAGCACGGAAUGCGAAUCAAGGCACAUCAAAUCCUGAUGAAACUGCCCGAACGACAGAAGGAUAGGAAGACAGCACUCUCCCUCGGUAACUACGUCACCCACUUCGAGCAGCUAGCAUCAAAGGCUCAGCUCAAGGACGCCGAGGUCAAUGGCACCAACCGCGUUGAGAACAACUACCACACUCUCCACACCAACUUUGUCAAAGGACUCCCGAAGGAGCU
Postia placenta MAD-698-R-SB12 is the source of this 1220-nucleotide messenger RNA. RefSeq lists its product as hypothetical. The record is from RefSeq and is a predicted model, not a curated record. Lineage: Eukaryota; Fungi; Basidiomycota; Agaricomycetes; Polyporales; Adustoporiaceae. The transcript has 4 exons. The annotation marks the transcript as partial.